AAUUUAGUAUCGAAAAGCUACAAUUACAAUAGGGCUUUUUCACAGUCGUCACUAUUGGUCACUUUACGAUUUGCCUGGAGAUGAAAUAUGCAAGGUGUUGCGGGUUAAGUAAACGAGAGACCUAGUUUGUUUUGCCUCCAGGAAAAUCUGUAAAGUGACCAAUAGUGACGACUGUGAAAAAGAACCAAAUGAAACAAUUUCAAACAUGAAAAGAGGAAUUAGUAUUAAGUUUAUUCACGCUAAAUGUAGAAAUAAUAUUUACCCGUUAUCAAAUAUUCAGAGGAGUGAAGUUCCAGAUGAUAAAGUUAUAUGGGAUACCAAUUUUCCUGAAUACAAUCCAAUCAACUAUACAUCAAAAGCACUUGAAGGGAAGCCUUGGGCUGAUCCUAGUAUUGAAAAUGAAUCUUCAAUGUUUAAAUGGAAUAAAUUAGAUGGCAAUGUCAAUAGAAUCAGUUUCAUUACUAAUUACUGUAUUGAUGAACAUAAUUAUCCUAUUAAUCCAUAUGGACGUACAGGAAUAAAAGGAAGAGGUUUAUUAGGUAGAUGGGGUCCAAACCAUGCUGCUGAUCCUGUUGUUACGAGGUGGAAGCGAAAUCAAGAUAACUCAAUUACUGUGAAUGAAAUAACUAAUAAACCAAUUUUGCAAUUCGUGGGAAUCCAAAGAAGGGAUUCGGGUGAGUGGGCUAUACCUGGAGGAAUGGUUGAUCCAGGAGAGAAAGUUACAGUAACUCUACGUCGAGAAUUCAUGGAAGAAGCAAUGAAUACACUUGAAAAGUCUGUUGAAGAACUAAAAAUUGUUGAAAAAACAAUUGAAACAUUUUUUAGCAAUGGUGAAGAAAUAUACAAAGGAUAUGUGGAUGAUCCUAGAAAUACGGAUAAUGCUUGGAUGGAAACUAUUGUUUUCAAUUUUCAUGAUGCAAGUGGUAAGAUUGUUGGUAAUUUCAACUUACAAGCUGGUGAUGAUGCAACAAAAGUUAAAUGGAUUGAUAUUGAUUGUAAUUUAAUCCUCUAUGCAAGUCACAAAGAUUUUAUACAAAAAAUUGUACAAAAACAUGCUUCACACUGGUAACAUUGUUUUGUGUUAUUUAAUUAAUUAUUGUUCACUUUUUACUUCAAUCAAUUGCAUAACAUUCACAAUUAAUUUUAUUUUUCAAAGUAACUCUAUGGGUAAGAUUUGUUUUCAACUUUUGAAAUUAUAAAUAACAUUCACGUCACAUUUUUUAAAUAUUUUAAAAAUUUUUCUCAUGAAUCUGUAAAAAUAUUUUUUGCUAAUAUUCUUUACAUAAACUUCAGGUGCAUUGUGCCAUAUAUGCUAUGUAUAUCUGCUAAAAACAGUUGAAAAAUAUUCUAAUGCAUCUUUAUAUUAUUUCAAUAAACUUCAUUAUUAAAUGUCAACAAUGUGAAA
Trichogramma pretiosum is the source of this 1405-nucleotide messenger RNA. RefSeq names its product putative nudix hydrolase 6. The transcript has 3 exons. The record is from RefSeq and is a predicted model, not a curated record. Gene Ontology annotation, molecular function: ADP-ribose diphosphatase activity. NCBI's taxonomy places the organism in Eukaryota, Metazoa, Arthropoda, Insecta, Hymenoptera, Trichogrammatidae. Bases 206 to 1069 code for a protein of 287 amino acids.